Molecule: messenger RNA, 435 nt
Organism: Closterium sp. Naga37s-1
Lineage: Eukaryota; Viridiplantae; Streptophyta; Zygnematophyceae; Desmidiales; Closteriaceae
Source: the annotation of a GenBank genome assembly
AUGGCACACGAAAAUGGUUCAGCCUCGUCCUCGCACGCCGGAAGCACACCGCCUAGCACAGCCCUCUCGCCCUCCGGCGCUACUGAGCGGGCGAACCGCCCAGAGCGUCAGAUUCGCGCGUCGUUCACCGAAUCGACGGUGGUGGUGCAGUGGGAUCCGGAGCGCGACCUGCUGUUGAAUCGCCUCAACUACCGCUCCAUCCAGAUCGGGCUGAGAGGCGACGUCGCUGCCGCGUACGCGCGAGGGGAGUACAUCGAGCGCAUCGCUGACGUCACGGAGCUGUUCCGCGAGGUGCACCGGCUGGGCGUGCGGGAGGGGAGGGUGGAGGAAGCGGAGAGGCUGCUGCCCGCGGAAGCGGAGUACCCCGUGGCGCCAGCCGUGCGAGCCGCGCUGCGCAUGGACGCUCCGCUUGCGGGGGAGGCUGUCCCAAGCUGA